AUGGCGGUCGAGGGCACCUACAAGCUCAUGAAGUUCCUUCUACUGGUCUUCACAUUCUGUUUCUGGACUUCUUACAUCAUCUACACCGAGUUGGAUCGCUAUGUCAACUAUUACUACGUGCCCGGCUACGAUGAGAUCAAGUUCACGAUGGACCACAUGCAACAGUUCGGGCGCUGUUGCGGUGCUAACGGUACGUUGGAUUGGAGCCUGAGACAGGUGGAGAUUCCCAAGUCAUGCAUAAACGGCUUCAGCGGCGAACGCUACCUUAGGGGUUGUUCCGAACAAAUCAUGUUCAGUUAUCGGGCCUUCUACGGCAUGCUUAUUUCUCUGGGAAUCUACGUCACCUGUGCACUGCUCACUGGUCUGAUGUGCACGGGAUGUCUGUGGAGGUCGAUCGAAAACUCCGAAGACAAGUGGAAUUAAAAGAUGGCCGCCUUCGCCGCCGUGGUUGUCAUGACGAAAUCAGCACAGCUUCCUGGGUUACAGACGACAGUGUGACGUCAGAGACGGAAAUCAACAGCAAAUGUGUGCGACGAGCCUUCCUCCCCCGCUCCUCUUCCCACACCCCUUCCUCUGGCGCUCCUCCUUCUACACCCUCUUCCCCUUCUUCCUCCGCCCCCUUUCUUCCCCGUCCCUUCCUCCCCUAACCCCCCUCUACCCGCCGAUCUGUUCACGCCCUCCCACCUCACAUAUCCGGCAAGCAAGAAGGUCGUGACCUUUGUCGCUAUGGGAACGCCGGAAAAUAGAUCACAAUUCUUGCAUGGCAAUUGGCAACUCAGUUCUUUCUUCCAACACCUAUUUUAAUAAUGUUUUAUCCAUAGCCAAUGCUGCUCACCUCA
Priapulus caudatus is the source of this 839-nucleotide messenger RNA. RefSeq names its product CD151 antigen-like. The transcript has 5 exons. The coding region runs from base 1 to 423 and encodes 140 amino acids. NCBI's taxonomy places the organism in Eukaryota, Metazoa, Priapulida, Priapulimorpha, Priapulimorphida, Priapulidae. Gene Ontology annotation, cellular component: membrane. The record is from RefSeq and is a predicted model, not a curated record.